GCCAACUACAGAUACACUUGACGUUCGAUCAUCACUAUCCAGAAGCAUACUAUCCGAAAUCAUGAGUCUCUCUGGACUUAUCGGGUCAAUCAACACGGCGGCUGCCAAUACUGGCUCCAGCCAUGUGAACGACAACGAAUGCAGGGAACUUCUUCAGGCUUGUGAGAGAUUGCGAAGUGCAUAUGAGACGCCUUUGGAUGUUGUCACCCGGUUGUAUUACUCCAUUCCUCAGGCAAUCGUGCUUCGGUUGGGGGUUGACCUGAAGUUAUUCAAUGCUGUGGUCAAGCUCUCAGGCAAGAGUGCGAAUGGGGAAUUCAGCGUCCAGCAACUUGCUGGUGAAACAGGUGCAGAACCUUUGCUUCUCGCACGUAUCCUGAGAUUCUUGGCCACUAUGGGAAUCGUUCGGGAGGUCUCCAAAGACACUUUCAGCUCAACUCCAUCGACAGCAGCAUUUAUCUCGAGCUCGUCUCUUGCAUCAGUUGUAAUUCAUGGAACCCACUUCCUUAACAUUCUCUCAAAGCUCCCUGAGUACUUUGCACAGAAAGGAUGGAAUAGUCCAAAUGAUGCGGAUGAUGGUCCAUUCCAGUUCGCCACGGGGACCCAAUCACACUACUUCGACUUCCUUUCGUCAGAACCAUACUACCAGCAAGCGUUCAAUACCACCAUGACUGCUUCUUUUCGAAGGAAGGGCCAGAGUUGGUUUAAAUUCUUUCCAGUCGAGGAGAAAUUGCGUGUUGAGGAUCCCAUGGCUCCUUUGUUGGUCGACAUCGGCGGUGGUCAGGGUGAGGAUAUUCUCGCCUUCCGAGACAAGUUUCCUCAUUUGCCUGGGAAGCUAAUACUACAGGACUUGCCUGUCGUCGUUGAAGGAAUCCAAGGCACGAUUUCCCCAGUCGAAGCGCAAGGAUACAACUUCUUCGACGAACAACCCAAUAAAGGGGCCAAGGCGUACUACUUGCGCACAGUCCUGCACGAUUGGCCUGAUAAGCAGGCUCUUCAAAUCCUGGCUCGAGUUCGUGAGUCUAUGACACCUGAGUCGUUAUUGUUGAUCAACGAGGUUCUGGUACCGGAGACAAACCGGUCCUUGUCUUCUGUUGUGGCGGAUCUGGCGAUGAUGACUUCAUAUGCUGCAUUGGAGCGGACACAGGCGCAAUUUGAGGCAGUGUUGAACGAGGCUGGAUUUGAGCUUGUCAAUGUUUGGAGGCCUGAUGGAGUCGAAGUUCAAUCUGCGCAGCAGGCAGUGUUGUUAGAGGCUCGUCUGAAGCGGUGAUAUAUAUAUCAGCCCUAAAGUGUUAUUUAUAGUAACAUCAGCGCAUUGUCUCUAUUUUACUUUACACGUACUGGAUCCAAAUAAUCAUGAUAUCUCGCUUUGCAGCACAAAGCUUUGAGAAGAGC
This is a messenger RNA of Aspergillus glaucus CBS 516.65, 1392 nucleotides long. RefSeq lists its product as uncharacterized. NCBI's taxonomy places the organism in Eukaryota, Fungi, Ascomycota, Eurotiomycetes, Eurotiales, Aspergillaceae. The record is from RefSeq and is a predicted model, not a curated record. The coding region runs from base 62 to 1267 and encodes 401 amino acids. Gene Ontology annotation, molecular function: O-methyltransferase activity. The transcript has 4 exons.